This is a messenger RNA of Pelmatolapia mariae (spotted tilapia), 1690 nucleotides long. RefSeq names its product interferon-inducible GTPase 5-like. NCBI's taxonomy places the organism in Eukaryota, Metazoa, Chordata, Actinopteri, Cichliformes, Cichlidae. Gene Ontology annotation, cellular component: membrane. The transcript has 3 exons. Gene Ontology annotation, molecular function: GTP binding. The record is from RefSeq and is a predicted model, not a curated record. Bases 73 to 1233 code for a protein of 386 amino acids.
AGCUACAAGACUCUACUGUGUGCAGACAGACCUCCAUCUUGUCAUCGCUCCAUCACAGUACGCUGGAUCAACAUGGAGGAUCUAAUUGCGGGAGUUAAAGAAGCCCUGCAGAACAACGACACUGCAGCAGCAACAACAAAAAUUCAAGAAUAUUUAGAAGAACAAGAAAAUAUUCCACUAAAUAUCGCCAUCACAGGAGAAUGUGGCUCAGGUAAAUCAACUUUUGUUAAUGCCUUCAGAGGGAUAGAUGACAAAGAUGAGGGAGCUGCUCCUACUGGUGUUACAGAAACAACCUUAGAGUGUGCACCGUACCCCCAUCCAAACUAUCCCAAUGUUACUUUGUGGGAUCUCCCUGGAAUCGGCACCACCAAGUUUCCAGCUAAGAAGUACCUGAAGCUUGUUGGAUUUGACAAGUUUGACUUCUUCAUCAUCAUCUCAGACACUCGCUUCAGAGAAAAUGAUGUGAAACUCGCAAACGAGAUCCAGAGGAUGAAGAAAAAGUUCUACUUUGUUCGCUCAAAGAUCGACAACGAUAUAAAUGCUGAGAGAAGAAAGAGAGACUUCAGUGAAGAGAGGACUCUGACAAAGAUCAGAGACGACUGCAUUCAAGGUCUUCAGAGACAAGGCGUCGUGUCCCCACAGGUCUUCCUGGUGUCCAGCUUUGUGCUCCACCUGUACGACUUCUCUCUCUUACAUCCGACCUUAGAGAGAGAACUUCCUGCACACAAGAGAGAUGCUCUGCUGUUCGUCAUGCCCAACAUCAGCCUGGAGAUCAUCAACAAGAAGAAAAAAGCGUUUCAGUCUAAAAUAAAAUACUACUCUAUUCUGUCUGCAGCUGUAGCAGGGGUUCCAGUUCCUGGACUUUCUGUUGCUGUUGAUCUCGGCUUGAUGGUUGCAGUUGUUUCAAAAUAUGUAGCUGGGUUUGGUCUUGAUAAGUCAUCUCUGGAGAGACUUGCUGCCAGCUCAGGUGUUCCAUACACUGAUCUGAGUGCUGUCAUUAAAUCAAAACUGUCUGCAGAGAAAACAACCAAAGAUCUCAUCCUGAAGUUGUUGGUCUCAGCUGCAAGCAUAGUUGCAUCAAUGGCAGCAGAGGAAGCAGCCAGAUGGAUUCCAGUAUUUGGGAUUGUAGCAUCAAUGAGCCUCUCAUUCAUCACAACCUACAAAGCUCUGAGUUAUUUCCUCAGUGAGCUCGCUGCUGAUGCUCAGAAAGUGUUUAACAAGGCUCUGGGAUGAACAUGUCAGAGUCAUUCUGUGGAUUAACUGUCAGUUUAACAUGUUUUAAGUUACAGUAUAUGACCAAGCUUUGAAUUAUUUUAUCAGCAGAUCACAUCUCAGUCAUCUAGCUUUUUUUUUUAACAGGCAUGCUGCUACAGCUGAUCAGAGUGUGAGUGUACCCUGCAGUUUUAAUUUCAAUAACUGAAUCGAUUUUGAUUCACAAGGUGCUGAUUUAAUUAGAAUAGAUUUGAUUCAAUUUGAUUCCAUUUCGACUCAAGACAGUCAGAAAUAUUAUAAUUCUGAUCAUUUAUCAGCACAUAUCCAUAUUUUUAUAUCUAUGUAUUAGGGAUGCACCGAUACCACUUUUUGGAAAACGAGUACGAGUACGAGUAGUUGCAUUUCAGUACUCGCCAAUACCGAUACCGAGUACUUACUCAUUGACAAAUGCCAGCCAUUUGACUUUCUGGUAGUAAUA